UUUAGGAAAUGUCUGAUGUGGAAGAGACUAUCAAACGUAUACAAUCGCAAAAAGGUGUGAUUGGCGUCAUAGUGAUGGAUAACUCUGGUCGAGCUAUCCGCUCCACGCUUGACGAUGAGUCUACAGCAAGGCACUCUGCUCUACUUCAACAGCUUUGCGAGAAGUCAAAGAGUGUAAUUCGAGAACUGGAUGGAUCAAACGAUUUGACAUUCCUUCGUCUUCGUACAAAAAAGAAUGAGAUAAUGAUUGCACCCGAUAAGGACUAUCUUUUGGCUGUGAUUGAAAACCUGUCCUCUUAAGUGAUAAAGCAUCAUCAUCACAAUGGGGUGUCUCCUUUUUAAUUAGUCCAAGACGGGGAUUUAGAAAUUCUGAGUUUCUGACUGAUUUUUACAGUGAUUGUAACUUCGAGGAAAAAUCCGCAGACAUGUUCCUCUCUCAAAAUCCAGUUUGAUCGUCAAGUGUACUUAGUUAGAGGCUUUCACUGUGAUUACUCGAUUUUCACAAAUCCGAAAUUAAGGUAAGAGAAUCAUACUGAUGUUACACUUCCAAGCUGCUG
Molecule: messenger RNA, 556 nt
Organism: Cylicocyclus nassatus
Lineage: Eukaryota; Metazoa; Nematoda; Chromadorea; Rhabditida; Strongylidae
Source: the annotation of a GenBank genome assembly